Messenger RNA from Dioscorea cayenensis subsp. rotundata (Guinea yam), 4792 nucleotides. Its product is annotated as SAC3 family protein B. The record is from RefSeq and is a predicted model, not a curated record. Gene Ontology annotation, biological process: mRNA export from nucleus. Gene Ontology annotation, cellular component: nucleus; transcription export complex 2; cytoplasm. NCBI's taxonomy places the organism in Eukaryota, Viridiplantae, Streptophyta, Magnoliopsida, Dioscoreales, Dioscoreaceae.
UCAAAAGCUCAGAUUGAAUUCAAUUCAGUCUUCCAUCGUUGAAGCUCGAGGCUUCGUCCAUGGAGUUCGGGGGCUUCAGCAAGACCUCUGGUCCAUCGAGUCGUCCUCAAAGCUUCAAUCCUUUCGCCACCCGACCCUCAAAUCCCACUCCUUCCAACCCUAAUCUCUCUGCUCCCAGAAAUCCCGCCCCCCCGGACCCUCGCAUGCCGCCUCAAUCUCAAGGGUUUGUUGCAUCUCAUAAAAUGGCUAGUCAACCAGUGCAGCCUGUCAACCUUGUGUAUCUAAGAAAUCAUCAACGCUUCCCUCCGACUAAAGCUUAUGAUGGCGAAGCUAAGUUGUCAAAUAAACCCCUCAACUUCCCUGAUUCCAAUAGGAAUAGUUCUCCCCCUUUGGCAUCUACUAAUAAUCAGUUUUUAAAGAAUCAUCAUCCUUCAAGUGCAAAUACUUUGAGAUCAGACACUCUUGUCCAGUAUCUGAAUGGAACUACUGAAACAUCAAAGCCCAUGAGUCCAGCAUCUCUGGCUUUGCAAAAGAACAUCCCUAUCCAGACUUCUAAUAGUCCUGUAGAGGGAGCUAAAAGAUCACCAGCUCGUCAGAAGGUCUCCUAUGCUGGAAUAUAUGAUGGUAGCAGCCUUGCUGCACCCCAUCCAUCCUUUAUGAAUGCUCCCAAAGGGAUUAGUCCUCCUUUGGCUUCAUUGGAUUCACCUUUGGUUGUAUCUUCUACUCAAGUUGAUUCCGAAAGGCUUGAUGUGUCCCAUCCAAGAUUUAAUAAUCAGGGGAAGUUUCCAUCUGUUCAUGCUAGAUCCCCUCCUCCCGAUCAGAUCAUUCCUCCUGUUGAGCCUUAUUCCAAUUCAUAUGAUAGAGGAACCCUUCCUCCACUCAAGUCUACACACUUAAAUGCUCCUAAAAGGACCAGGUCUCCACCAUCACAAUCUGCUGCUACGCCAUUAGAUUUGGCAUCUGCUCAAGCUGAUGAUGAUGGAGAAGUGCAAGCUAAAGCUAAGCGGUUGCUGCGCUUCAAUGUUGAAUUAAGCCAACCUAUGCGGAAACUGCAAGAUCUUGUUAAGCACAAGCCUUUGGGGAAAAAACAUGGAGCUUCACUGGACCCACGAUCUGUGAAUGAUCGCUCUGCUGCCGAAUAUGGAGGCUCUGAUUCAUCUGAUGCUGUAAUUGGCUUAUGCCCAGAUAUGUGCCCAGAAUCAGAAAGGGAGGAACGUGAAAGGAAGGGAGAUCUUGAUAAAUAUGAGCGCUUGAAUGGAGAAAGAAACCAAACAACCCAAUAUCUUGCUGUUAAAAAGUAUAAUAGGACUGCCGAGCGAGAUGCUGACUUGAUAAGGCCUUUGCCAGUUUUGCAGAAGACAAUUGAUUAUCUUCUGGAUAUGUUGGGUCAACCAUAUAGUGAUAAUUUUCUUGGUAUCUACAACUUCUUAUGGGAUAGAAUGCGAGCAAUAAGAAUGGACCUUAGAAUGCAACACAUUUUCAAUCAAGAUGCUAUAACUAUGCUGGAACAAAUGAUAAGAUUGCAUAUCAUUGCAAUGCAUGAGUUGUGUGAAUAUGAGAAAGGAGAAGGCUUUUCUGAGGGAUUUGAUGCCCACCUAAACAUUGAACAGAUGAACAAGACAUCAGUUGAGCUGUUUCAAAUUUAUGAUGAUCAUAGGAAAAAAGGGAAGAGUGUGGAGACAGAAAAAGAAUUUCGCGGCUAUUAUGCUCUUCUUAAACUUGAUAGACAUCCUGGAUAUAAAGUGGAACCUGCGGAGCUCUCACUAGAUCUAGCAAAGAUGGCUCCUGAGGUGAGAUGCAGCCCUGAAAUUAUGUUUGCACGCAAUGUAGCAAGAGCAUGUAGGACGGGUAAUUAUAUUGCCUUUUUCAGGCUUGCUAAAAAAGCAACUUAUCUUCAGGCUUGCUUGAUGCAUGCGCAUUUUGCUAAGACACGAACACAGGCUCUGGCUUCUCUACACAUUGGUCUUCAGAAUAACCAAGGGAUUCCUGUUCAGCAUAUUGUAAAAUGGCUUGGCAUGGAGGGUGAGGAUAUAGAAGCCCUACUAGAAUAUCAUGGGUUUGUGUUGAGGAAGUAUGAGGAGAUGUAUAUGGUGAAAGUUGGUCUCUUUAGAAAUAGUGAUAAUGAUUUCCCGACCAAGUGUUCAGAACUUGUUCACCAGAAGCAGUCGCAUAGGGUGAUUGAUGAUGUGUAUUCUGGGCAAUCAAUCUCAUGCCUCGGGGAAGAUAGAGAAUUUGCUCCAAAUAUUGUCAGCAUGGUGGAUCAGGGAGCCACUUCUAGCUUAGAAGCUCUGCCUGCCAUUGUUGAAGAUGAAAUGCUGGACUUCGAAGCUGAAUCUAUUGAGGUUGUUACCCCAGACGUAGAUGAAGAGGCAGCCACAGUUGUGAGUGGUGAGCAUGAAGGUGACAUGGUAGAGGCUACUUUUUCAGAGGCUAGUUUUAUACCAGUAGAUCCUUUUGCAAGAAAUUUGAUGCCAGUAGAGUAUGAUCUAGUGGAUGAACCCAUUGAAGAUUCACCUGGAGAAGGGAUGACUGAAGAGAUGAGCAUGCCAAAAUUUGAAGAAAAUAUAAUUCAAAAUGGUGCCAUAGGAAGGUCAGACUCUAAUUAUGUUAAGGAAUCAGAGAACUCAGAACACCAGAUGGCCUCAGACAGCAAAUCAGAAGUGGUGGCAUCAAUGCCGACACAUCAGCAGAAAGAAAAACUUUCUAAUGAAAAAUUGAAAAAUAUCUUGAGGAAAUGGAAGCAGCAAGCAUUAGUCCAGAGAGAAACGCGGGAGCGGAAACUGUUUCUAGCAAGUCUAGCACUAAGUUCACUUUCACUUGGACCACCUAUUCGUUUUAGUCAGCCUCAAUCGAAUCAUGCUACUGGAAGCCUUGACAUUGAUCAGGCAGCAAGAAAUAGAUUCAGUAGAUUGUCAAAAUCAUGGUCAAGAUUGAAUGUGUCAGAAUUAGUUGCAGCAACAUUGAGUGCUAGAAAUCCUUAUGCAAAAUGCAUCUGCUGGAAAUUAGUUGUCUAUAUCAAGGGAAAUGUCUUGGAGAACCAUGCUUAUGAUCUGGCCUCACAAUGGUUGCUCUCAAAGCUCCGUGGAAAAAAUACAGAAGAAGAAGAUGAUGAUGAUCUUCUUGUAUCUUCAUCGAACUUGUCAAUUUGGAAGAAGUGGAUCGACACUCAAAUCAGUCCCCAGCAAAUGUGUUGUUUGUCAGUUAUCAGGGAAGCCAUAAUCGGCAAUAGUAUGCCAAGCUCUGAAGAUGAUAUUGUUUCUGGUAUGAGCUGUGCAAUGUUUCUUGUGUCAAAAGCUAUUCCAUACGAAACACAGAGAAAUAGACUCCACAAUCUUGUUCAGUCACUACCACCUGGAUCCAGCUUGCCUCUUCUGAUAGUAUGUAUCGAUAUACAGAAAGAUGAAGCUUCUGAUUCUCCUCUAUUAUUGAUUCAAAGACUCGGCCUUCAGGAUGUGGACAAAACAAAGAUAAACUUUUUUUCAAUUAUCUUCCUAGCUGGUGACCACAGUCAAGAGCAACUGAAUUGCUUCUUUGAGGAUGAUAACUUGAGAGAGGGCCUACAAUGGCUAGCAGAACAUUCACCUCUUCAACCUGCACUUCGUUUGGUGAAUAUCCGGGAAUUAGUUGCAAAUUACUUGAAAUGUUCUCUGGAGGUCAUAGAAAAUAUUGAUUCCUCUAAAGCAGGUCCCGAGCAUUGUGUAUUGGCCUUCAAUGAAGCAAUUGCCAGGUCGGCGGAGGAAAUUCUGGCUGCGGCUUCCAUUAAUCCAAACCACUGGCCGUGUCCUGAGAUUAAUUUGUUAGAUAAGUCUAGCACUGAGCAGAUCGCAACACAGCUGUUCUUGCCAAGUAUAGAUUGGAAUUCGGCCUCAAGAAUCCAAUCACUUGUCCAUAAAUUGGAGGAAUGCAGACUACCAAGUUUUCCUGACAUCUCAUAUUGGCUGAAUCAAGGCUACCCCUUGCCUCAACAGAUCCAAGAACACAAGUUAGCACUCGAAGAAUGUUUGGUUCGGUAUCUUACUCAAUCAAGUCACCUUUUAACUGAAGACCUAGCUACAGUGGAGGCCAAUGUGAUGCUACAGAAAGGUGUCGGUCUUGAACUUCAUGGUUCAAGUUAUCACAUAGUCCCCAGAUGGAUUGCAGUCUUUCGACGUAUAUAUAACUGGCAGUUGAUGAAAUUGGCUAAUCUGAGACUCUCAGAUGCUUACAUCUUGGAUCGGCCUUGUGGGAUUGAUUCUCCUAGCCGGAGUGGCGUCGCAGCACUCCCCGGGCCCACCCUAAGGAUAUUAGAUGAAAAUUCAAGCUUUGAAGUGGAAGAUGCAUCGCAUUCAUUAUCAACCAAACCAACUUUUGAUGAAAUGUUUGGAGUUAUAUGUGAUAAACCAUUGGCGCAACAACCGGUAUCGACUUCAUCUGAGGGUGUUCCAGUUGUGUUCGGUGAAGCUGCUGAUCUUUCCUUAACCAGUAACAAGGGCAUGGAUGUGGACAUUGGAAGAAAUUAUUUACUCAGUGAAGUCUCUCCAACUAAGACACACAAACAGGAAGUUGCGCCAUCUGCGGUGAAGACACCGGAUAAGUUGGCUGUGCUGCUGCAUCAGUGCCGUCGAGUGCAAGACAAGAUAGAUGAAAAGCUUGCACUUUAUUUUUGAGCCCUCUAUCCAAGAAAUUUUGUGAUUCUAUAGUUUUUUCACUAGUCAGUGUUAGAGUCCUAACUAUGCAUGGAAGAUGAAAGAAUGAAAAUGUUGUACAAUAUGUAGAGACUUGAUCUAUUAUCUAAUGAACCAGGUUUUUAUGG